AGUAAAUUAUUUGUGGGCUUUUUUGAUUGAAACUCUCUUGCUUUCUUAUGUCCUUCCGCAACGGAGCCGAACCAGAACCAAAAUUCCGGCAUUUCUCUCUCUUCUCUCUUUCUCUCUUCUCUCAUGUCAAGAUGGGAGUAACCAUACGUCGCGCAAUCAACUCCACUCUCAGAAAUUCAUUAUUCUUUUCCCUCUCUCUACGCUCUAUAUCUUCCUCCACCACCCACUUCUGCACCUCCCAACAGAACCCUCAAACCCUAAUUCCACUAUUACCACCACCAUCCCAAAAUCCUAUUACCCCAAACCCUAACCCUAACCCUAACCCUAGCCCUAGCCCUAGCCCUUGCCCUAACCCUAGGACCCGAACCCCUAUCGAGAAGCAAUUCGAGACAUGGAUCGAAAAGCUCAAACCCGGGUUCACUCCAGAUGACGUCGACGAAGCCUUGCGCGCCCAAUCGGAUCCCGAUCUCGCACUCGACAUUUUCCGGUGGACUGCUCAACAACGCGGUUACAAGCACAACCACGUCACCUACCUCACGAUCAUCGAAAUCCAAGUCUUCGGUCAGCGGUAUCGUCAAGCCGAAACCCUAAUUGAGGAGGUAAUCGCAGGAGCUUGCUCCGCAAGUUUGCUCCUUUUCAAUUCCAUGAUUCGAUUUUGUUGUGGUCGUAAGUUUUUAUUCAAUCGUGCAUUUGAUGUUUACAAAAAAAUGUUGAGAUCUGAAGACGCUAAACCCUCGUUAGAAACGUACACAUUGCUCUUGAAUUCACUCCUUAGGAAAUUCAAUAAGUUGAAUGUUUGUUAUGUGUAUUUACCCGCUGUGAGAUCGUUAACGAAGCAAAUGAAGGCUUCAGGGGUGAUUCCUGAUACAUUUGCAUUGAAUAUGAUCAUUAAGGCUUACUCUAGGUGUCUUCAAGUUGAUGAAGCAAUUAGGGUUUUCCGGGAAAUGGGAUUGUACGGAUGCGAGCCGAAUGCAUAUACAUAUAGUUAUAUAGCUAAGGGUUUGUGUGAGAAGGGUAGGGUGAAUCAAGGUUUUGGUUUGUAUAAGGAGAUGAGAAGUAAAGGCUUGAUGCCAAAAAGUAGUACUUACAUGAUUCUGAUUUGCAGCCUUGCGAUAGAGAGGAGGUUUGAUGAUGCCACCAAUGCUGUGUUUGAUAUGCUGCGUAAUUCCGUGGCACCUGAUUUGCUGACUUAUAAAACCCUCUUGGAAGGGUUGUGUCGGGACAGGAGGGGUAAUGAUGCUUUUGAACUUCUGGAACAAUUUAGGAAGAGGGAUAGUCAAAUGAGUGAAAAAACCUAUAAGACCUUGUUGGAUGGAUUGCAUUUUGUAAGUAGGGAGUAGGUAUCAUAUUUUUUUUCCUCAAUUUUGUCCUUAGAACUCAGACAUGUCUUGUUAGACUCAAGUAGUCCAGAUAACUUGACGUGUUGGAGCUAAACAAGGAUGACAGCACUAUUUAAUCAGUCCAGGAAAUUUGGGUAUCGGGUUUGUCUUUGUAUAUAUUGAAUUAUUCUAUAGUGAGAAAUGGCCAGAGGAUGCUUCCUAGUUGGCUUGAUUCAGCUUCAAUUAUGAUUCUAUGAAUGCUGGGAACAGUUUAGAUUAGUGGUGACACUACACUUGGCUUCCAAAUUGUAUGUACCUUGCUUAUUCUGUUUGGCCACAGAGAUGGUAUGAGGUCAGUGUAAAAGCAGAGUCACAGUGUUUUUCCAUUUUAUUUUCAUGGUAGAGAUACAAAAACAAUUCGCUGCCUUGUGUAUUUGGAAUGACAUUGGUUAAGCCAUGUGAGAUUGUUAUAGAACAGGUGGUGCAAAGUUUCUCGGCAUCCAGAGCUGCACCCUAUAUUUCUCCCCCGGAACAUCACAAAGAGAUAAACUGGCAGGAAAUGACUUCAAUGGCAGCAUUCUUUUUAAGGGAUCCUGGAGUUUAUCUUAUUACUGUGGUGCUAACUAUGUUUUAGACUGUCUUGUUAUCAGUGCUUCGAGUCCUGGAGUAUGCAGAGUGCGUUCCAUUAACAUACAAGCUCAAGGUUUAGCAAGCAGAACAUCUAUUCUGAAAAUGAGAGACAUUGUAACAUUGUUCAUGGAUGACACCGAAAUUAUGUUAUACAUUUGUCCUGCUAUAUAAAAGAUGAGAGCUUGGUGAGUAAAUAGUGAUACGGCUGUUCACUGUUGUAUUAGUUCAGAUGAAGUUGAGUACACUGUUGCUUGGACUGGAUGCUUGUAAGUUUUUACAACUUUCUCUCAUUCACUGAAUAGACAAGUUAUGCAAAUAAACUGCGUAAGACGUAGACAAAAUACUAGAAUUACAUAUUAUUAUUAUCUUUUUGUGAACAUAGAAUUACAUAUUAUUAUUAUCUUUUGUGAACAUAAUGUAAUGUUAAUGAUAGAAAUGUUCAAUUUCUGAGUCUUCAUUUUGUGUGAUGAAAUUAAGGAUAUCUACACUAGCCCAUGCAUAUAUUGGACAACCCCAACAAACUCUCUUCAAAAAAAUUUCCUCAAGAUUUGGUGGUGGGUAUUGCAUUUGUGUCGUAUCUGUUGGGUAUCACUCGGCAGGAUGGAGCGGAAUAGAACUUUGAUGGGGAGGAGGCUUGUAGGGGAGAAGUUGUAAAUGCAUAGAGGAAAUAGUUGAUUUCUUAGGUUCUUAGGGCCCUUCUUGGCUUCGGCCAUUGUGUAGUUCAUGGGAUGCUUUCUGCUUUCCAUUUCAUUUUUACUUGCAAAAAAAAAAAAAAAAAAAAAGAUAAA
Cornus florida is the source of this 2737-nucleotide messenger RNA. Its product is annotated as pentatricopeptide repeat-containing protein At3g25210, mitochondrial. The transcript has a single exon. NCBI's taxonomy places the organism in Eukaryota, Viridiplantae, Streptophyta, Magnoliopsida, Cornales, Cornaceae. The record is from RefSeq and is a predicted model, not a curated record. Bases 48 to 1340 code for a protein of 430 amino acids. Gene Ontology annotation, molecular function: protein binding.